Molecule: messenger RNA, 420 nt
Organism: Clonostachys byssicola
Lineage: Eukaryota; Fungi; Ascomycota; Sordariomycetes; Hypocreales; Bionectriaceae
Source: the annotation of a GenBank genome assembly
AUGACACAUGCUCUUACAAUACCAAAGUUGAUCGAAAAGGCCGCGAACCUUAGAUGUACGGCUUUGUGGGGUGGAAAAGUCGAGUCUAUAUUGGAAGCUGUAUCAAGCUCCUUCAAGCAAGGUCUCAACCCCGAUAGCAUGAGAUACAAGCUCCAAUGCUCGUUUGUGAGAGGCCUGAUCAAGCUUGGUGCCAAGCCGCUUGAAAGCGGUGAAUUCUCUGGUGGGUUGGACGUUUAUGAAGAGAAGUGCUUUGGUUUUGUCUUCGGCUGUGACCCAGCAAGCAAGAAAAUACCAGCGUAUGAGGGCGUGAUGCAAGAGGGGGAAAUCCCACUUUGGACGCUGGAUGGUGUCCCGCUUCUGUGUCUUCCGAAAUCAUGCUUCCCUAAACGAAGGAUAUGGGAAUACUCGCCCUCGACCUAA